ACCAAAAACUUUUGAGGACACUAUCAGCUACAAUUCAUGCGAUACAUGUGUAGAGAUUCCUCAAAUAAAAAAGUUUCUCACAGAGUGAAAUUUAUACUGCACAAAAGAAAUGAAGUCGUGGUUUACCUAAUAUUUUUAGGUCGGCUAAUAAGCUUCUUUCGCGCUUAGUCAGCUUGUGAAAUAAACGUGAUUGUUGAUCGGUGCGUUCGGUUUCGAGCUCGCGGAGUGGAGCGGGAUCCGUUUAGAUAUUUCAGAUUCGUCUGCGAGUAAACGAACGCUUUCUGCAUAUUUAGCGGUGUAUGGAAACGUAAUCAAAGUUUAAGGUUAGGUUACUUUUUGUUUAUUUUUUCAUUACACCUCUUCAUUUAAAAAUGGGAGAUAUUAAACUGAAAAUUAAUAAUGGGGAAGAGAUUACGCUUCAACUUCCGGAUAAGGAAUUUUUAACGAGCAUUUACAAAGGUAAUUAGACAAUUAGGGAGUGACCAUUACGCGAAAAGCUCGUUUUCGCCACCUUUACCAAAUUUUCAUCUAUCAGUUAUUCGUAAUGCCUAAUUUCAUUUUUCAGAUCCAUCUAUGUUAGUAAAUGUUGCUCAAGAGUUUGUAACAUAUCCAGUAGAAACUGUCGAGAUUGUAAAAGAAUUUGAAGAAAAUGGGAACAAUGAGGCUGACCUACCUAUGGAAGAUCGAAGAAUGUGGACAGAUGAUAGCACACGAAUUUUAAUUGAACUGUACCAGAAGUUCAAUGAAGAAUUUAAUUCUGGAAUAAAAAAAUUUGUGUGGAAUAAAAUUGGAAGUCAUAUAUCACAAGUUGUCGGAAUGACAAUUACAGGAGUGCAAUGCGAUACUAAGUGGAAAGGGUUGGUAAAACAAUAUAAAAGCAUUAAAAAGCACAAUGACACAUCAGGAAAUGAUACAAAAUAUUGGAAGUUUUAUGCAUGCAUGGAUGAAAUUUUGUUUAAUAAGCCUGAAAUAAAUGCAGUAGCCACUUGCAGUAGUUCCAGAGGGUUGAAAGUUGCGCCAGAGUUCUUAGAGACCAACUUACAACAUGAAACUACGAAGAACAACACACCUUCUCCAUCUACAUCUAGGUGCAGUACUCCUGUAUCUAAUAGGAAUAAACCGUUGAAAAGGAAAGUAAGUGAAAACGCUUAUGAAAGAAGACACAAAGAAAAAUUGGAACGCCAGGACCGAUUUUUAAAUAUAUUUGAAAAACUUGUGGACAAAUUGGGUACUGACGCAAAUCACUGCAACAAUUGUGUUGGUGAUAAAGAAAAUUAAAAUGUAACCAAAUGUUUUGAAUUGUACGUUUUUCAUUUUUUUAUA
Molecule: messenger RNA, 1323 nt
Organism: Photinus pyralis (common eastern firefly)
Lineage: Eukaryota; Metazoa; Arthropoda; Insecta; Coleoptera; Lampyridae
Exons: 2
Coding region: 574-1278 (234 amino acids)
Source: RefSeq, a predicted model, not a curated record